Molecule: messenger RNA, 2215 nt
Organism: Diospyros lotus (date-plum)
Lineage: Eukaryota; Viridiplantae; Streptophyta; Magnoliopsida; Ericales; Ebenaceae
Product: transcription factor MYC2-like
Exons: 2
Coding region: 100-1581 (493 amino acids)
Biological process (GO): regulation of DNA-templated transcription
Cellular component (GO): nucleus
Molecular function (GO): DNA-binding transcription factor activity; transcription cis-regulatory region binding; protein dimerization activity
Source: RefSeq, a predicted model, not a curated record
CAACCCGCUCACAUACCCGCCCCGCCCUUUUUCUUCCUCCCCCUUUUGCCUCAGACUCCAUUCUCUCCCUCUCUCUCUCUCUCUCUCUCCACACACUCCAUGGAUGAGCUUGUUAUUUCCUGCUUUUCAUCUUCUUCAGUUGUCUCUCCCCAGGAAAACUCACCGCCCAACCUUGAACGAAGGCUCCAUUUCAUCCUCCAGAACCAGCCGGAGUGGUGGAUUUACGCCAUUUUCUGGCAGCCCUCCGACGACGGCAAUGGCAGUCUCGUUUUGGCCUGGGCAGAUGGCCAUUUUCAAGGCACUAAACGCUCACUCCCCAACGCAGACAACCAAAGGAAGCUUGUGAGAGGUAAUUUACAGGCUACGAUCAGUACGGAAACCGCCCAAAUAAUCGAUGAGCCUCUGGACGCCCAACUGUUCUACCUCAUGUCUUCGACGCGAUCUUUCUCCGCCGGUGAGGGUGUUCCGGGGAGGGCUUUCAGCUCCGGUUCGUUCGUCUGGCUGACCGGUGCCCAUCAACUCCGGUUUUACGACUGCGAAAGGGCUAAAGAAGCCGAGACCCAUGGCAUCGAGACUUUGGUUUGUAUCCCUACGGCUUGUGGAGUGCUUGAAUUGGGGUCCAAUGACAUGAUCAAAGAGAACUGGGCUCUGGUUCAACAGGUCAUGUCCCUGUUUCGGUCGGAUCCCAUAGUCUCCAAACAGCCAAACCCUACCAGCAAGGUCCUGAUUCAGUUUCUUGACGAGCGGAACAUUAAUUCCUUCGCCGAUACAGGAAUUGUUGCUGGCUUAGAAGAAGAUUUCAUUGAUGAUAUAGUAGAUGACAAACUACUGGAUGGCGACGCAAAGACAGCUACUACACAGGUCGAAGCCGCCAUUGAUGCUGCAGGAAACGAGUCAGAGCACUCAGAGCUGCAACAACAACAACAAAGAGUUCCCAAGAAGAGGGCACAAAAGGCGGCAGGGGCCAAGCCGUUGAACCACCACGUGGAGGCAGAGCGGCAGCGGCGGGAGAGGCUGAACAGCCGCUUCUACGCACUACGAUCGGUGGUGCCGAACGUGUCGAAGAUGGAUAAAGCAUCUCUACUGUCGGAUGCAGUGUCCUACAUCAGCCAGCUCAAGGCUAAGGUCGAAGACCUGGAAUCUCAACUGCUUCAUCACACAGUCGCUGGAUCUAAGAGAUUGAAGACGGAAGCGGCAGACACGGCCGAAAACCAAAGCGCCACCACCACCAAUACUACUAGUACUUGCGUGGAGGGAAACCAAGCCGGAAUAUUGCCCACAUCACCGCCGUCGCCGUCGCCGUCGUCGUCUGGAGGGCCGGUGGUGCCGCUAGAAAUCGAAGUUAAGAUUGUGGGUGGGGACGCAAUGAUCAGGGUCCAAUCCGAGAACGCGGAAUAUCCCACGGCGAGGCUAAUGGAAGCCUUGCGUGAUCUUCAAUUACCAGUCCACCAUGCGAGCAUCUCCACGGUUAACUAUCUAAUGCUUCAAGACAUCGUGAUUAGGGCUCCUCAUGAAGGGUCACUCAAAACUGAGGAAGGUCUCAAAGCUACUCUCCUCAGGAGACUGUCACAGCGAUGUUAACUGUAAAUAAUAAUAAUAAUAAUAAUAAUAAUAAUAGUAAUAAUCUACUACGUGUACUUUGUAGUAAAUUCCCCAUAUAUGUGUAAUCUUGUUUAGCUUAAUCUGUGAGCGAACGUUUGCAAAAUUGUGAUGUGUUGGUCAGUUUGCUGCCAUUUUUAUUAACAGCAGGCUUCGGAAGUACAAAUUACAAGUUGGAGCAUGGAUCAAGGGACAGUCACAGAGCAGCACACUUUUAAGAGUGGGCUUGAUGAUGAGGAUGCAACAGUACCUGACAUCUCACUAAUUGGUUGGCCAGAAAUAUCAGGAUUUGUUUGGUUGCUUGUGUGGCCACAAUUGUUUUGAUUUAACUUUCUUGGUACGUGAUUUGGAAUAUGCUGUCCCACAGCCAUUAAUCAGGCAGAAGAAUCCUUUAUUUUAUCUAUUGUUGCUUUCUCAUGCACCAUCGAGAGGCACGUGCAGAAAUCCAGCGUCAGUGCUGGUGUUUGUUUAUCAAUAUUGGAUUUGACAUGCUGAUCCUGAUGCUCUCCGUACAAUCAAGCUCAGAAAAGGGCGACUUUAUUUUUUCUUUUCUUUUCUUUUUCUAAUAAGACAGGAUUUUUUAGGAAAAAUUAAUGGAAAUGGUAGAAAUUUUGAA